AGAGAGACAGAAAAAAAGAGAAAGAAAGAAAGAGAGAGAUCCUGCGGAAUGUCAAAAUACAGCCAUACGACGGACUCGAUCAUGGUACAAUAAAACGCCGGGCGUCUUAUUGUUGUACACGUAUAUCGUGCACAGAAAAGUACGUCACUUUCCGUCAGGUGUAUAUACGGGUCUCCUCAUGUAUCACCUUUGUAUUAUCGAUCAUUCGUUAACCAGUGUAGUCCUCGUCGUUGCCAUGUUUCAUCGAACAAGUAGCAAGUCCUACCGUACCACGUGAUCGCAGUUUACAAACGACCGUUGUGACAAACUGCUGAGAACGCUGUGGUAUCGUAUACGUGAUGUAUGCUUGUUAAAAAUUGUGAAAUCAAUUUCGCAUUGUUCUUGCAUCUCACUACGGUUACUUAUGUACAUGCAUGAGGAAUGUGGAUAGAAGGUAUAAACAUUUUAUGGGAUGCUAUCUACAUGGUUGAAGAAUGAGGAUAUGAAGAGUAGUUGCCAGAAAGAAGAGGCUGAAAAUAAAAAAGGAUAUGUUUUCUUCUCAGAUCCAGAUGUUAUUGUUAAACGUGCAGAAACCGUUGCUAUUGAAGCACAGAUUAGGCGAGAUUUUGAAGCACAGCAACAAGUUUUUGAAAAACAAUCAAUUAACUUGCCAGCACCUUCAUCUGGCAUAAAGAAUUUAGAAAGUUUAUUAUCCUAUCAUCCUGUACAGCCAUAUCCUUUUACAUUUAUUAGUGCUGUCAAACAAAAACUUGCUUUAGGAACUCCAUCUAAUAACAGCACAGAAACAUAUUCAAACUUACAAGCAAAAAGCAACUUGAUAUCUCCUGUGUUGAAAACAAAUUGUAAACAGAAUCCAUAUCAAAUUGUACAAAAAAUGGAUUUUUUUAAACCACUAAAAGUACCAGAUUUAAAAAUUUCUCCAAAAACAUUGGACUUUUCUAGUAGAGAAAAUUCUAUCUCAAAAGAACUGCCUUCAACAAAGUCUGAGAUAGCUGUAAAAGAAUUAUCACAUGAAAGAUUAGACAAAGCAACAAAAGUUAAUGAAAGAGUACAGAGGAAAUUAGAUUUUUCUGCAUCAGAUGGUUCAUCUGCUAUUAAUUGCGAAAGCAUAGAACCACUGAAAGCACCGAAUGUAUCCAUAGCUUCUAAUUUGAGUAAAAAGAAGGAACAUACACACAUCAGGGAUAGUUCUAGAGAAAAGGAAAAUAGAUCUAAGAGAAUAAAAAAGGAUGAUUCCUUGUGUGCAAAAAAGGAUGAGUCUGCACAAGACCAAGUAAAGCGCAGUAGAAGUCCAAGACAUGUCUCCAGAAGAGACAUGGUUGAUAGUAUGAAUAGUAUCAUAACAACAAGAUUGAAGAAUGACCGAAUACCAUUUCAUACUACAAAAAAUAUUGACUCUUUGUCCACAAAAUCUAAGGUUAAAACUUUUGUAACAUCUACUGCUAAGAAAGAUAAUGAGAAGAGACAAAGGUCUUUCAAUGCACAAUCUGUAGAAUUAGCAAAAGACAUUCCUCUAGAAUCCAAGGGACGAACAUGCAGUAGCAAAGUACCAGAUUCUGUACUUUGGAAAGUACCAGAUAAAGUUACAACGAGAGAUAAUAGUAGCAUGAUGGUUUUAUCUAGUAAUACUGAAAAUAAACCUAAAGACAUUUGCCAUUUAAGGCAAGUAGAAGACUUAAAAUAUAAAUGUGAUUCAGAUAAUAGACUAUUAAAGCAAGAUAAACCAAAUACUAUACAUAAGGAGCAAACAAAGAGAAUAUCUGAAAAGGGUAGAACUUUAUCCAAUAAAAUUGAAGAGCAGACGCAUAGUGCUAUUUCUGAGCCAUCAGAAGAUAUUGAGUGUAUGUCUGAGACAAAUAGUUCCAAAAAUCGUAUAAAUGUUUAUCCUAUAAAUUCUGUACAGCAGUCAAAGAGUGGAGAUAGUGAAACAAUGAUAGAAAACAAGCAGAACAUUAAUUCUAUCAGAUCAGCUAAAAUUGCAGAGAAUUUUAAAUAUGCAGAACAUUCUGUAACACAGUCCACAAGUGCAACUGCUACAAAAGACGAAGAGUUGUAUUCUCAGAGUAUCACUACAACUGGACAAACAACUAUUAAUGAUGAUACAAAUGAUGUAGAUGUUACUAUACUGCCAGAGGAAUUAUUCGAUCCUAGAAGAAUUUCUUUCAGGGAUAACAGUUAUUCUCAACAAGAGGAAUUUCAUAACUUAACUACACCAGACAAACUGGAUUUUAUCCCUAGAUUUAAGCAAAGAAAAUACUUGAUACAGAGCAGUGAUUCAGAAGUAGAUGCGAGAUGUCCAAAGUAUAAAUCAACAACAAAAGCUGAAAAGGAGCAAGAAAAGACACAGUUAAGACAUCCAGAAGCUCUACGAAUGACACUUCAAGCAGAAUGUGAAUUUUUUGAGUCUCUUAAUGAAGCUUACAAAAAUACCAAGGAAGUUGAAAAGUGUUUUUAUCAUAAUAUGAAACGCGAACAAGAGCAAAAGAAUCCACAAGUAGAAAAUGAGAAAGAUGAAGAGAUACAAGUUGAAGAAAGUCGAGUGAUUGCUGCAGUCGAUAAUGAUUUUGCUGAAAAUGCUACAUGGAAACCACUGAAUUAUGCAAAAAAAGAUAUUGCAAAUACAAGAAAAUUAUAUGCAUGCGACGACAUGCACUUUAUUAGAGAGCAUUAUGCUUCAAAUCAAGCGAGCGUCGAUGAAACGAAUGAUAAUUUCAAAGCCAAAAUUAUCAAAGUAGCGGAAGUACAAACUCAGACGGUGAACGAUAUAGCAACACAGACGGAUACAUAUGUGGGAAAACGGAACGCGCAAAAUAAAUUAUCGGAUAUCCCUAUGUAUGAACGGUCAUCCUUAGGUGAGAACGAACGUCCUCAUCUGUCUUUAGAUUCGGCUGAUCAAUUCGAAGAUUUGGAUCAAGUAGAAGGGACAUCAGUGACCAAUAGAAUAACCAUGUCUGAGAUUAGUGUACACGAAACUACUUCGUCGAUAAAAACAGAAACUGGAAAUGAGAUUAGUAUUUCAACCCGAGAUUUAACGUGUUUAAUUAGGAAUAAAGAAUUUAAGAAAUAUUUACAAUUACAUUUAGCGCAGUUGAUAAAAGAUGAAAAACAAAGAUACGAUAGAUUAGAAAUGCUAUUUAAAGAUCAUGAGAAAAGUCUGAACGACAGAACUAGAAAAUUGGUGCAAUUAGAAGAGGAAAAACGCGCAUUGAGAGAUACAGGACAAGAUAGUCUCAUUAGUUCUGUGAAGAAGAAGCAGAGAGCCUUACUUUUGAAAUUGAAGGAAGAGAAAGAUGAAAUGAAUCGAUUAAAAGAAUUGCACGAAAUUGCGAGCCAAGAACGAAAACUUAUGUUACAAAAGCAAAGAGACAUGUUUAAUCCACAAUUGUCAACGAAAAAUAUUUUAACGAAAUUAAAGAGGAGCGCCGAUAGUCAAUCACCAAGAAGAUUAUCAGGUCCUAUGAAGGGUUACGAUAUACGCAGUAAUAGUUCUAUAAGUUCCUUGAUUGAUUCGGAUAAAUCCCAGCACGAUCGAUCUCAGGCAGAUGCACGUCUACAAGCAUCCGAAAGCGACAUACACUUAUCCAAGCCUGAUCUUGCCAAAUCCGACAAAUGUGAAAAUUUGGCUGAGGAAUCUAACACAUCGGCGACCAGGUUUGAUGAUUUAGUUGAAAGUAAUGAGUCACAUGAGGAGAGUUCUCUGAAGCCGCAGAAGAAAAACGACGUUUCUAAGUAUGAGUCAAAGUCUCGAAAAUAUGAAGAGAAAAUGCCUAAAGCGGAUAUUUUGCGGCAGAAGCAGAAUCAGCUUGAUCUCGAAUCAAAACGAAUUCAAAGUCAUUCUAUGAAUAUCAAACGGCUCUUGGAAAAUCAGAAAUCGUUUGAGAUGUCGUCGUCGUCGGUGUUGGGAUUGGACGCAUUAAUAACUGAUCAUGUAAAAUCCGAAUCUGAUACGUUAGUGGAAGAAUUAUCUAAGAAAUCGAAAACAUCGCAAAUAGUGGAUCCCUUUAUUCAGACGGCAACAGUUCCAAAGGAGAAAGAGCUAGCUGUCAAUAUUAUUGCUACCGAUAGUAAGUCUAUAGAGGAAGAAAUAGAUUCGGAAAUUCAGGAUAUUAUUUCGAAAGCAACAAAAUCUUCGCAAGUCUGUGAGGAUAUAUUGCAGACAAAUAACACAAAGAACUCGAAAAAGAUUGAUAAAUCAGUCACAAGUGAUAGGGAUCACAUUUCUAAAAAGUUACAACACAGCGUUGAAUUAAAAACAAGUUCCAAACGCAAAAGUUCCAAGCAUCAAAAAGCAAAAUCAUCUUCCAGCGCAUUAACGGAAAAUCUAUCGCGAUUUAAAUCUACCUCUCAUGCAUCAGAGAAGCCUGCCAAACAUUACGAUAAACGGACAAAAUUGGAUCUCAACGAAAGCCAAGAUUCGCUUGAGGCGCUAGUUAGGCAUUCCAAAGAAGUGAAAGAUAAAAAUUUGAAAUUAUUAAAUGAGACAAUUAAUGAUUACGAAAGUAAGGAGAACAUAUCCAGUCAAGCAUCAAACAGAAAAUUCGAAACCAAUGAACGUCCACUUCGGAAUGAACAAACUGUUCAAAAUAUAUCUACAUCUCAAAUUAGCGCUCUUCCAAUUUAUCCUCACAGCUCUGAGGAAAGCGAGAAAAAUAUGUCUGUGGUCCUUAGAUCGCAAGAUAGAAAUUUCAAGGCAAAAAAGUUCGGACAAAUCUUAACCGCACGUGAAACUGCACUUGCAUCGCGGAAGAACACUGUCGAGGACUGGAUGGCGUGGCACACAAGGUUAAGAGCAGAAGAGGAACGUGUGAAUCGCAUGGAACAAGCGGCACUGAAAAUUGUUGCGGCAACUUCUAAUGUCUUGUCUCAACAAGAUACUACUGUUUCAUCCGAUAUGAGCGACGUUGAGGGAAGAAUAGAAAUUCUCACUGAGAAAUUGGCUGAACGACGUAUGGAGAUGUCGCGUUUAAAAAAAGAAGCGAGAAAGCAGGCCAAGCAAAGGCUACGUGCUAUGGAAGCAAAUUUGCUGAAUCAAAUUAAGAGAUAUGAUACAACCAUCCACGAGAUGCGCAAGAAACUGGAAUCGAAGAAAGCUAUUAAAGACAGUGAUAAGUUAGCUAUAGAGCCAAAGUCGUUGGCUGACUUUAAAGUACCUGAGAUACCGCUCAAGAGAAUACAAGACAUCUACAAGAGCAGCGACCUGCUGAGGUCUAGAUCGGAGUCCGACCUUCUGACGACAAGGAAUCAGCAAAGGGAUUUGUUGAAGAUCGUGACUGCCGCAAUAUACGACGACAGACAUGAGAAGAACAGUUCUCAGCAAUCUGUGAGGUCUACGGAUAUCAGAAGCGCGAACGCCUCGGAAUUAAAGAGUACCACGAAUACUAAUCAUACCGCUCAGUCUAUGUUUGAAGAAUAUACAUUGACAGAAGUCAAUAGUAAACCUCAGACAGCUACUUCAGUGUCGUCGAAUGAUGCAGGUUCCGAAAGGUACAAUGUUCUUGCGUCAGACACAGUUGAGAAGCAGCUCGAAGAAUCUGUCACUAUCGAGACAAAACAAGACAGCAUAUCGCGCGAUGCGGAAGACAUUCAAACGAUUAUCAACACGGUGCGCUCGGAAUUGGAAGCGCAGACGAUAUCGGAUAUCAGAUCUUCCAAAAAUCGUAGUACCAUUAGCACCGAGUCAGAGAAUGACAAAGUAAUUAGUCACACCAGCAUCGAUUAUCCUCAGUCAAAGGCGCUCGCGACACAAUCUGAGAUUCUUGAAGAAAUAGAUAACGUUGACUAUUCAAAAUCUAUUCCGAGCAAAUCCGAUUAUGCAACAGAAAGGGUUGCUGCUUCCAAUCAGGAUGCACUCACUUUCUCAGAGAAAUUGGACUUCCUGCAGUUAAAUAAUAAGAAUUUAAACGAGAAUAUAAGCUCUCUUGAGAAUGGACUGAAAGUACUUUCAGAAAUUAUGUCGCGCUUUAGUAACAAAACAGACAAAGAAUCUAAAAUAGAUAACGACGAAAAAAGCACGUCUCAAGAUAUCUCGGAGAUAAUGUCCAAAUCAGUUUUUAGCGACAGAGUUAUUCCUGUUGAGAGGGAAGGACAAGAAGCGAUAUCUUCUGAGAGAGAAAUUAAUACCGAAUCUCCUUCCAAUUUGACAAGUGACAGAAGAUCCAAGUCUUCUAAUGAUUUAAGCCAUGAUAAAUAUACGUCGGAAAAAGCAGAUAACGACAUUUCAGCAAUAAUACCAGAAGUAACACCCGCUCUUUCCAAUUCAGCUUACGAGAUUGAUUAUGAAGCCAAGAGCAGAGAGAUCAUGAAUGAAAUUGAAAAAUCGAUAUUGUCGGAACACAACAAAGUGAUACGCGGCGAUUAUAAUGUCAGUUCGGUAUUGGAAAAUGAUAUGCAAAACUUGCGUAAAGACAACGAAGAAUUACUGAACGAUUUGAUUUCAUUGGAACUCGAUGUAAAAUCGAUUUCCCAGAUUCUCUCUAAGGUAUCAGAGAGUAGGAGAAGUCUUAAUCUCGCGACGAAUACUACAACGCAGAUAAUCGAUCACCCGAAAGAAAAUGCAAGUGCGCAAAGUGAUUUGAACAAGGCGAGUGUAGAAGAGAACUCCGUGAAGGAUCAAGUAAGUGCAACGCAUUCAUCGAAAUCCUUCGAACAAUUGAGUAUUGCAUCAGUGCAUUCUCCUAUCAUCGCGGGCCAUCGUUCGAAGGAAAGCAACGAGACAAACUUACAUAGUGCACUUACAAAUCAAACUUCGCGUAUCGCCAUCAGCGAAGACUACUCGAAGUCAUCAGAGAAGAUUCCUGAACUACCGGGAAUCGAAACGAGUAUAAUUGACGACAUGGGAAUAUCAAGUAACUUGCAGCGCGUUAAAGAUAUUCAAACGUCGAUGGUUGACAAUACUGUGAAUUCAACGACGACAGCUUCUAACGUCGAACGAGAUCGCUCGCGUACAAUUAGCACGAGUAAUGUUUCUCAGGAUAAAGACGACUGGACGACAUCUGAUUCAUUCGAGAUGCCUGAGAGCAAAAUCAGCACUGGAGUGGCGGAAGAAGAACAAGAAGACUCAGAAUCCGAGAGUUCGAGAUCACAUUUGGAUCAUAUGCAUGACACUUCGAAUAGUUCUCUGAAAGAAAGGAACAUAUCGCGCAUUGAAGCCGCGAUAAAUCAAAACGUCGAAGUGAGCUCGACAAGUUAUGUAGAUAUGUCGGCAUUUAUUCCAAAAGGAGAAUCUACCAAUAUAGAGGCAUCUGAUAUUACAUUUGCCAAUAUAAUAGCAGAACCUCAUGUGAUGAAAAGUAACGACGAACUUGAUGAUAUAUUGGAUAUAAUUGCUAGAGAAAACAAUCAGAAAGAAAGCAUCCCUGAUAAUGAGAACGAAAAGUUUAAUAACAUAAUCUGUAAUUCCGUAACUGACUUGUUAGAGAAAGUUGAGGAUAUUGGCGAUAAUAAUGAAGCAACCGUAAGUAGUCAUCUUAAAGGAAUUCCAUGCAACAAUGAAAUCGAUAUCCCUACAGAUGAACGAUCUGAAGCAGUUUCAAUAUUUAAUGACGAGAUGCAAAAUAGAGCAAACAUAGAAGAUAUAAGCGACAAUAAUAUAGAUUCCGCGAGUAAAUCUAACGAUGAUAAAUCAAUCAAUCGUCAAGAAACAAUAGAUUUCUCGCCGCGAGCGGUUAAUGAGACCGGCGAUAAAUCUUCCAUUAAUAUAAAUUUACACGUGGCAAUUGAUAAUGAAGAGAGUCUGCGUGAAGCGAUAUCAGAAGGUCAGGAAAUUAUAAUAACCGAACUGGAUUCAGAUAGCGUGGAUGAUCACGUUUUACCGGAACUCGAAAUCGAUGCUAAAAUCGAAUUGGCCGAAGAUGUUAGUGCAAACGAUGCAAAUGAAAAGCAAAGCAGAGGUAUCGCUCCAGUAGAGAUACAAGAAUGCUUGGAGCCAAUUUUGGAGCAGGAUAGUUCGGAUGGCGAGCAACUGGACAAUUUAGUGGAAGUCGCUGAAAGCGGAUUAGAUACUGUAGAGAAAGUCGUUAUACCACCACGAGCCUCUGUUGAAUCAGCUGCGGACGAUGAAGAGGUUUCUAUACAAGCUCAGGGAAAAACGACAGAUAACGUAAUCGAUGCGAAUACGUCUGUAAAGAAUAAAAGCGACAAUGCUUCGAUGUUGGACGAGCCAAUAGUCGAUAAUAUCAACAAAACUUUUGAUAUACUAAAAGAUCCAGACUACGAAGACAUCUCUGAGGAGAGUCUCGAGGUGUCUGAGAUUUUAGAUAAGAAUGAAUUAUCAAAAACAAAUAUCAUGAAAAAAUCUACCAACUUACCAGAGAAAUAUCAGGCUACGCAAAGGUCGGACGAGGUGCUGAGAAUAUUGGACGAAAUCUCGCAGAAAUCGUCGCCCGAUUUCAUAAACAAUUCGUCGAAAGACGAGAAGGACACGCAAAGCACGACGGAAGAGAUCAGCGAAGUCUUGGGUGCGGAAGUGUCCACAGAGGACAAUGUUUUGUCUCUUGAGCCGACUAAGGCGAAGGAUAAAAUCGAAGAAGAAUUUUAUGAGAAUGAAUCGAAGGGUCGAUUCAUGGAAGAGGCAGUAUCGCGGAAAAAACAACCACCACAGGCGACGAACGAGAUAGACUUAGCUGAAGAGAAGAGCAUCGGAGUUUACUCGAAAUUGAACGAGGGUUUGCAGGAGGACAAAUCCCAAAUAAUAUAUGAACUACAUGAGAGAGUCUCGCAGCUGCAAGAGCAGGAUGGCUCGUCUGAAUCUAGCGAAGCCGGCGAUACUCCGAAAGGUGUGUCCGAAAUCGAGAUGGACUCACCAAGGGACUUCAACGAUUCUAGAUUGGACAUCGAUAUUCUAGACGAUGAUCUGUUAAGCGGCACUAAGGCGGUGAAUCAGAAUGUCGACAUGAAGAGCAAUUUCCAUUCUGCGUCUAUCGUUACUACGUCCGAGAAGGACAUCGAGGCCAUGAUCUAUAAGUUAAAAGCUUCACUGGAGCAACCCGGUUUGGAGGUGGCAGAGUUGGAAGCCAAGUUGCUCCAUAUCGAACAGCUGGAAAUCGAAUUGGAGAUCAAGAAACUGGAAGCGGAGGAGGUGUCUUACUAUGUUCGAGAAAUACCGAAUAAACCUCCACCACCAUACACCCCGCCCGAAGACGGCAGGUUAUCGAGCUCGCUCGGCUCACCCUCGCUGUUGACCGCAGUGAUCCCAUCGAACGUCGAAGAGCUGACAUCGUUCACCGAGAAAGCCACGGCUCUGAUAUACAACGCCAAAAUAGCCGGCGAGGACGUCGCAAGUCUCGAAGCGCCUCCUGAAAUUUACGAACUGAGCAAGGAGAAGAACGAGAUCGUGAGGAAGGACAGACGGAUCUACAAUAGCUUUCUCUUUGAUCUGUGCAAAGAGACCGUUGCGGAGGUUUAUCGUGCGGAAUAUGAGAAGCCUGGUCCCAGCUGGACAAAGCCAAACGUGAAGACGAAACCGACCGUGAAGAUUCCGAAAACUGUCGAGGAGCUCACCGAAUACGUCGGCAAGGAAGUCGCGACGCUCUUCGGUUUUAAGACAAAGCUGCAGCGAGAGAACAUGGUGAUGCGUUGGAGCAGGAAACGCAGGGACAGGGUGGACGAGUUGUUGGCGAGAGAGGCCCAGGCCGAAGAGGAUGAGUGGACCAAGUUUCAUCACGACGAGCUGGCAGUGAAGAACGGACUCGCGGUAACUAUACUGGACACCCUCGUAAUGGAAACCGCGAAUAUAGUGAAGUUAGCGUAUGGUAAGAAGAGGAGACUGAUGGUCUCAAUUAUGGAUGGAUAACAAUUAUGGCUCGACGAUUAAACAUCCGAAGAACGCUUAUUGGCGCCCAUUAUACUCCAAUAAUGAACGUUUUCUCAGGAUUGCAGGAUCCGUGCGAAUCUCGCGUUAAUCAGAUGUCACGUCGUCUGCCAUACGAUUCAUCAUGUGUUUCAUCAGUUCUAGUACCUUAUGUAUGUAACGUAUAGUUGGUUCCUAUUUAUUUGUUGAUGCGAUUUGUUGCCUUUUUUCUUCUCAUCUUUUUUUUCAAUCGAGCUGACAUGUAUGCGAAUACCUGAGUGAUACACAAAACAGGGGACAAACGUCGUUGGACGUGGGCAAGAUAAAAUAGACGGGAAAUGAGCUAGAGCAAGCAAAUGUAAGAACACUUGACCGACGCGAGCGACCGCAAUUUGAUAAUCAAAUGUCUUAGUUCAGUUUUAAAUUUUAUCUCUCGUUACGAACGAGACUUUAGGCGAGUCUCUUAGCGUUAGCAAAUAAUGUAAUCAUAUAUAUACAUAUAUAUAGAUAUAUAUAUAUAUAUGUGCAUAUAAGAAGUAUCAUAAGACGCAUAAGGUUAACGCAUAAGGAAUAUCAGAUAAUUCGUUUCAGAACGAAAAUGAGCCAAACGUUGAUCAUCGAAUAACAAUAACACAAUAACGAAAAAUUAUAACACAAAGUGUUUCGUUCAAUUAGUUUUGCGCGAAGAGUUAGACUAGAUUAAUUAUGAUUAUUUAAUGUAUAUUAUUUCUCGUUAUAGAAACCGUACAAGUUUUAUAUUCCGCUUCUUAGACGAAGUCUGUAAACAUCGUUAAAUAUAUUGCGGUUUAAUAAUUGCACGAUAUACUCUGCUGUAAUAAUUACGAUUAACGUAUCGUAGCACGAUAUCUUUUCGUAGCAUUGUAAUUGAACGAAAUGCUCUCCCGAUCGCUAUAUGUAAAUUGUAUUUUAACGACACGUAGAACAUAAGUAGUUGAGAGUUUCCAAUAAGUCACAUCGGAGAUCAGUCGUAUGCUCAAUUACUCGUAAUGAAAUUAACAAAAUUCAGACGGAAAGACUGAUACUUUGGGGCCAUCUUAAUCGAAAUUAUAAACCGUUAAACAAAGUACAUAGAUCGAGGAUGUGGUAGUAGACAUCGGCUAUACAGGGUGAGGUGUAUAAGCACUUUAUUGCGGAGAACGUGUUCCUUUUCUUUCUUUCUGUCAACUCCCGCUGAUUUCCGGAUACUUAAGAGAAUAUUGUUUUUAUGUAUUUUUCUCCUGCGUAUUAACUUUCAACUUUCGGAUGAAA
Messenger RNA from Harpegnathos saltator (Jerdon's jumping ant), 11056 nucleotides. RefSeq names its product golgin subfamily B member 1. Gene Ontology annotation, cellular component: centrosome. Gene Ontology annotation, molecular function: microtubule binding. Gene Ontology annotation, biological process: microtubule anchoring. NCBI's taxonomy places the organism in Eukaryota, Metazoa, Arthropoda, Insecta, Hymenoptera, Formicidae. The record is from RefSeq and is a predicted model, not a curated record. The transcript has 12 exons. Bases 452 to 9790 code for a protein of 3112 amino acids.